GGGCUGGGACCAGGCUGCACCAUGACCGCUUCCCCGUUGACCGAGAGCUGCGUCCGGAACUGCUUCAAGAUUUGCGGAAUAGGAAGCAGCUGCGAAAAAGGCGAACCUUUGAAGUUUGGAGAUACGUUUGCCAUUAGUCCGUGCGUCUCUUCCAAGCCACUGUUCGUCGCUGCCGUCAUGCCUCGUCUAUACGCCGAACGAGGGGUGUCUGGUCACCCGGCGCUGAAGCUUGUCGACGCGCAGGACCCCUAUUGCCGGUGGACGGUCGCCUACUGGCGUACGGCGAUGCGCGAGGAAGCCGAAGGACUUCCGGUUCCGAACGGAGCCAGAGUGGUCCUGAAGCACAACGCGACGAAUCUGAACGCCGCGGUGGAGACGGACUUUCGGAUUGCGACGUUCUUCGGCGACGAAUACGAAGUGAGCGCACACUCGAUCAAGGACUCCGGAGGCCGCGAAAAGGCGCAGAAUAUUUGGGAGUUUAUCACGUCCAGCAAACGUCUGGGAUCCGACGAUGCCGGGACGAACGAAGACACAAAAAACGAACAAAUAAUAUAAUAUAAUAUUAUUUUAUUAUAUUUCCGUAGCAUAUCAUAUAAUAUAAUACAAUAAUAAUAUGUCAUUAUCCAA
Molecule: messenger RNA, 627 nt
Organism: Metopolophium dirhodum (rose-grain aphid)
Lineage: Eukaryota; Metazoa; Arthropoda; Insecta; Hemiptera; Aphididae
Product: cilia- and flagella-associated protein 161
Exons: 5
Coding region: 22-555 (177 amino acids)
Biological process (GO): cilium assembly
Cellular component (GO): motile cilium
Source: RefSeq, a predicted model, not a curated record